AUGUCACAAACGAACGAUAUCAACGACCAAUCUGAAUCUUUGGAUACUGAAAAAGUUAUAGAAGUCUCUCCCAAUGAACGUUAUGUACGACUUAAUACAUUACUUGGAAAAGGUGCUUAUAAAGUAGUUUAUAAAGCUAUUGACCGAGAAGUAGCUUGGAAUUCUAUGAUGGGCGUUCAUUCACCGGACAACAAAGAAAUGGAACAUGAAAUAGAAAUUCUUAAAUCAGUUCGACAUCCCAACGUUAUUGCCUUUCAUGAUGCUUGGUGUACCAAAAAUGAAUUUGUAUUUGUAACGGAACUCAUGACAUCGGGGACAUUGCGUGAAUAUAUACGAAAAUUGAAUCUUCCCAAUCUCAAGAUAGUAAAACGGUGGUCUCGUCAAAUUCUCAAAGGUCUUGCUUAUCUUCAUGGUUAUACUCCUCCUAUCAUUCAUCGUGAUAUCAAAUGUGAUAAUAUCUUUAUCAAUGGUGCUCAUGGUGAAGUCAAGAUAGGUGAUAUGGGAACAGCUGAAAUGAAAAUGGGAAAGAAAUAUACCAUUAUUGGCACUCCAGAAUUCAUGGCUCCUGAAAUGUAUGAAGAAUUAGGUUAUAGUGAAAAGGUAGAUAUCUAUGCAUUUGGGAUGUGUUUAUUAGAAAUGGUCACUGGUGAAUAUCCUUACGGUGAAUGUCGAAAUGCUGCUCAAAUAUAUCGAAAAGUGUCUUCUGGAGUCAAACCUGCUUGUUUGGAUCAAAUUCAAAAUGAUGAAGUCUUGAAAGUGAUUGAAAAUUGUAUUGGUCCUGAAGAAGAAAGAAUGUCUGCUCAAGAAAUUCUGGAACACUCCUUUUUGGCCGUGGAACCUGAUGUUGUCUUAUUGACCGCUGAUCCUGCUCAUGUACAUCUGACUUUACAAGUAGUCUUUAAAGGAAUGGACAAAUUAUCUGUCAAAUUUGAUUUUAAUGUGGAAACUGAUACUGCAGAACAAGUCGUUAGAGAAAUGAUUGAAGAACAAGUCUUACCUGAACGAUACCAAUACCACAUCACCAAAGAAAUCAAUCGUAUACUCCGGGAUAUAGAAAAGCCAAGUGAAUCUGAACAAGCUGAACAAGUACGACAAUCUGUUUGGCGUCGUGAAAGUGAUAUUCGAUCAGAAUUGGAACGUACUCGAAAGGAAUUGGAAUUAGCUACUGAACGUAUUGCCGAUGUAGAACACAAAUGUGAAGAUUUUGAAUCAAGAGCUCGAAUAGCUGAAGCAAAAUACAGAGAAACUAUACGGAAUCUUCGUGACAUGGAAGAACAACAACAACAGCAACGCCAAGAAGGCAAUGUCAAUAAUAGUAAUAGGAAAAAUAUCACAACAUUGGAUGGGCAAAAUGGAGUGAUGUCAACACAAAUUACUCCUGGAACUACCACAACAUCUACUUAUCCUCCUCAACUAUCGUCAUCAUCAUCAACAUCAACUACAUCUUCAACAUCUAUAGCCAAUGCUCCAACUUCAUCAUCGAUAAUUGCACCUACUCCAACUUCAGUUCCAGCCCCAACACCUCCUACAUCCACUUCCUCUGCUGUGAAUACUACCACUCAAUAUUCAGAUGAUACCACGAUUGAUGUAUUUGUGCGGGAUUGUGCCAUAGCUACUCAUCGAAAUGCAGAAAAAGCUCAUCAAUGGAUCAACAAACUUAAAAAUCAAGAUAUCAUGACAGUAGGUGAUUUACGAGAUCUCCAUGAUGAAGAUUGGAGUGGAAUUGGUUUGACUGUGUUUGCUUUACGUGCUUUGAAGAAUAUGCUGAAAGGCAAAAAAUUACAGUCAUCUACUGCGACUCCUAUGACUGCCGAUGUUAGUGCUACCUCUACAACUUCCUCAUCUCCUCCAGAUUCAUCCAGUACAUCUCCUCACUAG
Molecule: messenger RNA, 1878 nt
Organism: Halteromyces radiatus
Lineage: Eukaryota; Fungi; Mucoromycota; Mucoromycetes; Mucorales; Cunninghamellaceae
Product: Serine/threonine-protein kinase pkpA
Exons: 7
Coding region: 1-1878 (625 amino acids)
Biological process (GO): intracellular signal transduction; protein phosphorylation
Cellular component (GO): cytoplasm
Molecular function (GO): ATP binding; protein serine/threonine kinase activity
Source: RefSeq, a predicted model, not a curated record